CUGAUCACCCAGUUCAUUCUGACCUUAGCUUCAGUAUUACCUAGUGGUUAUACUCCAGCUAGCACCUGACACUAGUACCAGUGAGUAGUACAGUAUUAGGGACCGAUACACCAUUGUUGACAGGCAAAUCAGCGAGAGUUAAGCAGAGAUGAGGAGCUACGCAGCUGUAGUCGGGGCCGCGCUGCUCGCCCUUGGCGCGCUGCUACUCCCCGCCCACCAUGUGAUGGCCGACACCAAGGCCAUGGCGCCGGCCAAUGGCAUCUCCAUGCCCCCGUCGCCGGCCAAUGACACGGACAUGGCACCGUCACCGUCGUACGUGAUGCCGCCGCCGCCGGUCUACCCGUUCGUCAUCGUGCAGGGAGUGAUCUACUGCAAGACUUGCAGGUCCACGCGCUACAACCGUGACAUGGACGCAUCGCCCCUCCAAGGCGCGACGCUGCAGCUGGUGUGCUACGGGAAGAAGGUGGUGAACGUGACAGCGACGGCCUCCGACGAGAACGGCUACUUCCUGGUGAUGUUCUACGACCUGGCCAACUUCAACCAGCGCAACUGCAAGGUCUUCCUGGGCACGUCGCCGACGCCGCUCUGCAACAAGCCCGUCUACCCGCCGAACAAGGGCGUUGGGCUCUCGAUCAUCAAAGAGACUAUCACCACACCGCCGGUGGGGCUGCAGGGAAUCUACUGCCCCACCAGCGUCCUCUUCUACGGCCCAUCUGUCGCUCGGAACUGUCCAUCAAACUGACCGCGCGCGCCGCAUCUAAGUAUCGACCCGGCUAGAAGCGAGUGAGUUAGUCCUCUAUAGUUAUAUGCAUUGUUGAUGGAUUUCUCAGCGUGUUGCAAACUUGCAAUUGCAAUGGUGUGUGUUUAUGUGCGUGUUGUUACUUGUAGCCAAUGUACGUUCGGUUCAGUUUUGCCAGUGUUUAGGCAAUGGUGUGUGUUUAUGCAUCGUUUGUUUUUCUC
This is a messenger RNA of Lolium perenne, 960 nucleotides long. RefSeq lists its product as uncharacterized. Gene Ontology annotation, cellular component: cell periphery. The record is from RefSeq and is a predicted model, not a curated record. Lineage: Eukaryota; Viridiplantae; Streptophyta; Magnoliopsida; Poales; Poaceae.